Molecule: messenger RNA, 1411 nt
Organism: Cylas formicarius (sweet potato weevil)
Lineage: Eukaryota; Metazoa; Arthropoda; Insecta; Coleoptera; Brentidae
Product: protein FAM107B
Exons: 6
Coding region: 314-967 (217 amino acids)
Source: RefSeq, a predicted model, not a curated record
GACGCACGCACAGUCUUCCGUUUGUCAACAAUCCGCGCGGUACGCUCACAAAGCCGCGCACCGUUGCGCAACACUUUCGCCGCUUUUUUAAAUCGAGUGGCCCGCGACCGGACGGUUGCCGUGGAAACGCUGCCGAAACCCGCGUUUGUUUUUUCCGUCGCGCAGGUCACGCGGACCGGUAACCUGUUGCCGUUUAUUUUCGACGGAUUUUUACGAGUCAGGGUCGAGGAGGCAUGUCGCCGCGGCUAGCAGCAACAGCAGUACGUUCGGAAAUCGUUCGAGGUCCGACUGCUCGGUCGUGCGUAGUGUGACGAUGUGCGUUUUCUGCUGCUGUUGUCGCCGGCGUCGCGACGGCGUCGCCGACGUCGAGGACGGUACCACGGCGGCGAAGAUCAAGGACCUGACCAAUAGCGAACCCCUCAUACGAAAUAGUACGAUAGAAGAGCUUAAAUUAAAAUUAGAGAAUAAAGAAAUCCUAGUCAAAUCGCGACUCGACAAUUCGCCAGUGUCCCAGCCGACGACCCCGACGACCCCCAAAAGGGAAGACGGCGACGAAGACGAGCUGAUAGGCGACAUCUCGACUGCCAUGAUACCGGACGGUAGAACGCCGUCCCUGUUGAGCGACGACGGCCUCAUAGCGCCCAGGAAACCCGUGAACCCCGUACGGGAGAACCCCGAGAGGCAAAACCUUCACAAGGAACUGCUCUUCAACCAAAAAAUAGGCAAGAAUGUCCUAAACCAGAAAACAGAGCUUCAGCGUGCGCUAGAGAGGCACAAAAAUAACCUGGCGAAAAAAGAACUGGAAAGUCACAUAGCAGCUCGUACCCCCGAAUUAAAAAAAGUCAUUGCUGAACGGGCGAGGCGAAUGGAAAAUCCAACCAAGGAGGAGAACGAGGACGACAAAGUCAUCAACAAGGAAUUUCUCCAGGCGCGAAUGAAACUGAAACACACCAACGACUUGAAAUAAAAUUUCGAAUAUUUAGGAUUUGUAAGAAAAAUCAUACAAAGCGUUAAGUUCUACUAAUGCAUUUAGUAUUACAAUAUAAUUUUUAAGGGUACAGCGAAUAGGAAAAUCGAGAUCUAAAUAAAGGGCUGCCUUAAAAGACAUUUCGGUUUCAAGAGUCAGAACCUUUUUUUUCGUAUCCAUUAUUGUGUAAGAAGUAAGUUUUUUUCGUUGAUCCAAUAUGUUUGUACAGCCACUUAUGUGUGUAGUUACUAAGACAGCCUUAUUGUUGCAUUAGUUGUUUAACUCUACAGUUGUUUAUUUGUAAUUUAAUGUGAUAAUGUAGUUUGUAGGUAAGUGACACAGGUCGAUGACUAAUCUAAUGCUAUUUUGUAUCUGGUUAAGUGUUAGUCAAAAGUGUAUAUUAAUUGUAGGAUUGUAGGCAUCCUAAGAAUAUGAAAUAAAUAU